UUACAUAAACUCUCUCAAACACAAAAGCACCAUCAUGGCUCUCAUCACUUUCCAACUUGUUCAACAUGCAUUCCCUUUCUACUUCGUCUCUCUCUCACUUCUCUUCUCCAUUUUUCUGCUCACUCCUUCCUCUUGCUUCGCCCCCAGAAAGUUCCUUAAUUCAUCUCUUUCUUACUCCCCUUCUGGUUCUGAUUGGUCUCCGGCCGAGGCCACUUGGUACGGUAGCCCCACCGGCGCCGGAAGUGAUGGGGGUGCAUGCGGAUAUGGUGGUGCUGUGGACCAAGCUCCAUUUUCGUCGAUGAUAUCGGCGGGAGGGCCUCCUCUGUAUGAAUCAGGAAAAGGCUGCGGAGCUUGCUAUGAGGUGAAGUGCACUGGGAAUCCCGCCUGCUCCGGCAACCCGGUGGAGGUGGUGAUCACCGACGAGUGCCCCGGCUGUGGCGGAGCCGACAAAGUUCACUUCGAUUUGAGCGGCACGGCCUUCGGCGCUAUGGCUGUUUCAGGUCAGGCUCAGAAGCUACGAGAUGCUGGCAUUUUGCAGAUUCAACACAGAAGGGUUAAAUGCAACUAUCGUGGCACGUCACUAGCGUUCCACGUGGACUCAGGCUCCAACGCCAACUACUUCGCAUGUUUGGUAGAGUACGAGGACGGAGACGGAGACCUGGCCAAGGUGGAACUGAAGGAGGCACUGGAUUCUGCCACGUGGACGCCCAUGCAACAGUCUUGGGGCGCCGUCUGGAAGCUCAACGCCGGCGCGCCCCUCAAAGCCCCCUUCUCCCUCCGUCUGACCACCGUCGAGUCCGGUCGCACUCUGGUGGCCGAUCAUGUCAUCCCCGCCGGUUGGACCCCCGGCCAGACUUACCGAUCACCGGUCAAUUUCCAGGCCUAGCUAUACAUAGCUAGCCGAUCAUUAUCAGGAAGAAAAUACGAAAAAAGUAGUGUGACGUAAGAAAUGAAAGAGGGAAUGUUAUUCUUUCAUUUCGAUCCACUCUUUUUCUUAUUUAGUUAUUUUAUUAUCGUCGCUCUUAAUUACAUCUGAAAGUCAGAUAGUGUCGGUGGAUUUUUGUGAGGGACUAUUCUAGUCAUAUUUAGGAUCUAGCUAGCUGGUUGGUAACCCUAUGGAUCCUGAUCAUGAAGUACCGGGCUUAUAUCGAAAUGUCUUAUCAUGUAAAACUACAUAUAUAAUGAAGCGCGAUAGCUCAUUAUUGUUA
This is a messenger RNA of Neltuma alba, 1208 nucleotides long. RefSeq names its product putative expansin-B2. Lineage: Eukaryota; Viridiplantae; Streptophyta; Magnoliopsida; Fabales; Fabaceae. The transcript has 4 exons. The record is from RefSeq and is a predicted model, not a curated record. Gene Ontology annotation, cellular component: extracellular region. Bases 35 to 886 code for a protein of 283 amino acids. Gene Ontology annotation, biological process: sexual reproduction.